This is a messenger RNA of Caenorhabditis angaria, 234 nucleotides long. NCBI's taxonomy places the organism in Eukaryota, Metazoa, Nematoda, Chromadorea, Rhabditida, Rhabditidae. The record is from the annotation of a GenBank genome assembly.
AUGAUGAAUGGUGGUGGCGGCGGAGAUUCGGAAGAAUUAUCAAUGUCAAAUUUGAUACCAACCUUCGAUCGACUUCAACCAUGGAUGUUGCCAAUGACAGCUACGGUACCAUCACCAAUUCAACCCCGAAAAAUCUCAGCAAAUGAUCGACUUUUUGAAAUGAGAACUCCAAGACCUGGAGAAAUGAUCAAAGAAGCUGUUCAAAUGGCGGUUUGGCCAGCACUACCCAGGUAA